Molecule: messenger RNA, 2631 nt
Organism: Trichosurus vulpecula (common brushtail)
Lineage: Eukaryota; Metazoa; Chordata; Mammalia; Diprotodontia; Phalangeridae
Gene: SHANK1
Product: SH3 and multiple ankyrin repeat domains 1
Exons: 16
Coding region: 1-2631 (876 amino acids)
Cellular component (GO): postsynaptic density; postsynaptic membrane; dendritic spine
Molecular function (GO): ionotropic glutamate receptor binding; synaptic receptor adaptor activity
Source: RefSeq, a predicted model, not a curated record
AUGCCCCGAAGCCCCGUGUCCAGCGAGGAGGAGCGCCGCAGUGUGAGCGAGUGCCCCGAAGGGGGCUCCGAGUCCGACAGCUCCCGGGACGGCCCGGGGAGGGGACCCAAAGGGGCCCGGGGCCGGGGUGGGGGGGCUGGCAUUAGCCUGGCCUCUGCCCGCCGCCUGCAGGGCCGCUCCAUGUCGGUACCCGACGACGCCCACUUCAGUAUGAUGGUCUUCCGGAUUGGGAUCCCAGAUCUGCAUCAGACUAAAUGUCUGCGGUUCAAUCCGGACGCCACCAUCUGGGCUGCCAAGCAGCAAGUCCUGUGUGCCCUAAGCGAAAGUCUCCAGGACGUUCUUAACUAUGGGCUGUUCCAGCCAGCUUCCUCCGGCCGGGAUGCCAACUUCCUGGAGGAGGAGAGGCUGCUUCGAGAAUACCCCCAGUCCUUUGAGAAGGGCGUACCCUACCUCGAGUUCCGAUACAAGACCCGGGUUUACAAACAGACUAAUCUGGAUGAGAAGCAGCUAGCAAAACUCCACACCAAGACCGGGUUGAAGAAGUUUCUGGAGUAUGUACAGCUUGGCACAUCCGACAAGGUGGCAAGACUGUUGGACAAGGGGCUGGACCCCAAUUAUCAUGACUCCGACUCAGGAGAGACUCCUCUGACGCUGGCAGCCCAGAUCGAGGGCUCAGUGGAUGUGAUCCGCACACUGUGCUUGGGUGGAGCCCACAUUGACUUCCGGGCUCGGGAUGGGAUGACAGCGCUCCAUAAGGCUGUGUGUGCCCGACACUGCAUGGCCCUCACGGCUCUGCUAGAUCUUGGGGGAUCCCCCAACUACAAAGACCGCCGGGGGCUGACUCCCUUGUUCCACACGGCCAUGGUAGGUGGAGACCCUCGAUGCUGCGAGCUCCUGCUCUAUAAUCGGGCCCAGCUGGGCAUCGCUGAUGAGAACGGUUGGCAGGAGAUCCACCAGGCCUGCCAGAGGGGUAACUCCCAGCACCUGGAACACCUGCUGUUUUACGGGGCUGAGCCAGGUGCCCAGAAUGCAUCUGGGAACACGGCCUUGCACAUCUGCGCUCUCUACAACAAGGAGACAUGUGCCCGAAUCCUCCUGUAUCGGGGGGCCAACAAGGAGGUGAAGAACAACAAUGGACAGACACCUUUCCAGGUGGCUGUAAUAGCUGGCAACUUUGAGCUGGGGGAGCUGAUCCGAAACCACCGAGACCAGGAUGUGGUCCCCUUCCAGGAGUCCCCCAAGUAUGCUGCCCGUCGGAGGGGGGGUCCACCAGGCACAGGGCUGACUGUGCCCCCGAUGCUGCUCCGAGCUAACAGUGACACCAGCAUGGCACUGCCUGAUUGGAUGGUGUUUUCACCCUCUGGGCCCCCUGGCCCUGGUCCUGCCCCAGCGGCCCCAGCUCCGACAACCCCCUCAACCCCAGGCACCAAACUCAGCAGCGGCACUUUGCGUAGUGCCAGCAGCCCUCGGGGUGCCCGUGCCCGCUCUCCUUCCCGAGGGAGGCACCCAGAGGAGGCAAGGAGGCAACCCCGGGGACGGCCCAGCUCCAGUGGGACACCCAGAGAGGGGCCAUCUGGGGGCACAGGGGGAUCCGGGGGCCCUGGGGGCUCCCUGGGAAGCCGGGGACGGCGACGGAAGCUCUACACGGCGGUACCAGGACGCUCCUUCAUGGCCGUGAAGCCAUACCAGGCCCAGGGCGAGGGGGAGAUCUCCUUGAGCAAGGGAGAGAAGAUCAAAGUGCUCAGCAUCGGGGAAGGAGGCUUCUGGGAAGGUCAGGUCAAAGGUCGAGUUGGCUGGUUCCCCUCAGAGUGCCUAGAGGAGGUGGCUAAUCGCUCCCAGGAGGGAAAGCAAGAAAGUCGAAGUGACAAAGCCAAAAGGCUCUUCCGCCAUUACACCGUGGGCUCUUAUGACAGCUUUGAUGCCCCCAGGUCUCCCCUCCCCCGCUCCUCACUCCCAGCCCCCCUACGCAGCCCAGCGCAGGAUGCCAAGGGGUUAAAGCCAGGCGCCUGCCCGCCUGCCUCCCGCUCUGUCAGCGGUGCUGAAACCGGCGGCGCUGUCCCUGGUGCUGAACCCGGCGCUGUCCGUGGUAUUGAACCCAGCCCCCCCCCCCCGGGCCCCCCAGCAUGUGAGCCUCCCUCUUCCUACCCCCCUUCCUCCCUGCCCCCCCCGGGGGGGUCGUGCCCCCUCCCUCCCCCGGCGCGGGUCAGCAUGAGGUGGGGCCUGGGGGCCCGGACACGGGGGACGCGGGGGCGGCCGGGACCGGGGCCGGGGCCAGGGCGAUGGCUUUGUCUGCGGCCGGUGGCAAGUAGCGGUGAAGGGGGGGCCCCCCCUGCCGCAGCCGCCCCCCCUGUCCUCCAGCUGGCCGGCCCUGGGGCCCCGGCGGCGCAGCGUCUGGUAUAUCUACAGGGUGGGGGCCGGGGCACAGGAGAGAAGAGAGAGCCUACAAGGAAAUCCCCGGAACGUGGCGACAGGUCAGCCAUGGCAGGCGGCUCCCACUCCCCCUUCUUGGCCAUGCCAGGCCAUGGAGGCCCAGCGGUGGUUCCCCUGCCCACAGAGGGAGCUGCACUCUGCAGUGCUGCCCUCUGCAUGAGGUCAGUAAAGGAGGCUGAGAAGGAGCAGUCAGAAAGGUAG